AUGUUCAGCACAUGCUUCCUACCAACAGUGGAUUCAAGUUCUACAGUUCUACUCGCAAAACCUGUCACAGCGGCGGGUAAACUGCCAGUCAUCAACAAGAACACGCCACUUCGUCUCCCACCGGACACGCCCACCAUCCUGCCAAAAACGUUCGAGAGGCCAGCCUCAUCAUCAGCGACAUCAGCGGCGCCACACGAUAAGAGGGACCGACCGAUCGCCUAUGCUUUCACUGGGCAUGGGAACAGCCAUACGAUGCGGACGGCUAACGUUUUUCGCUUCUUCUGUACGCAGUUGAUGUUCAGCACAUGCUUCCUACCAACAGUGGAUUCAAGUUCUACAGUUCUACUCGCAAAACCUGUCAGAGCGGCGGGUAAACUGCCAGUCAUCAACAAGAACACGCCACUUCGUCUCCCACCGGACACGCCCACCAUCCUGCCAAAAACGUUCGAGAGGCCAGCCUCAUCAUCAGCGACAUCAGCGGCGCCACACGAUAAGAGGGACCGACCGAUCGCCUAUGCUUUCACUGGGCAUGGGAACAGCCAUACGAUGCGGACGGCUGACGUUUUUCGCUUCUUCUGUACGCAGGUUAGUAAUAUCGAUUCUUUGUACACUAAAAAAUCAAGCGACGUUUUUCUUUUGGUGUUCCCAUGCCCACGGGAGUUGUUCUCGAUCGUCGGUCAGAGUAUAGAUGUUGUAAAAUUCCUGAUGCUAUGCGGCGACGUUGAGGUAAACCCCGGUCCUGAAACGCGUAACAAACAGCUUGACGACAUGUGCAAACUGCUUCAAGAUGGUCAGUCUAAACUACUAAUGGUUGUAAAUGAAAUCAAAACAAAUCAACAACAGUUGGAAGACAAAAUCACUGACAUCUCUAACCGGCUCCAGAAUGUGGAAACUAAGACUAAUGUUCUUGAUAGACUGGAUUGUGAAGUACGCACUACACAUCAGGUUCUAGAAGAAGUUAAAAAAGAAAAUGCAUUCUUGCGUGCUAGACUUGACGACCUCGAAGAUCGGUCUCGGCGAGACAAUCUAAUCUUUCAUGGUAUAGAUGACUCGCCCUCAGAGACCUGGGCCCAAUCUGAGCAAAAAGUACACUCGCUGCUUUCUAACGUCCCUGAGCUGAGCAUUUCUGAAGAGGGAAUCACUCGUGCGCACCGGCUUGGUACGUUUUCUCGAAACAAGUGUCGACCAGUAAUGGUAAAACUUGUGUCAACCAAAACUAAAGAGAGCAUCCUUUCAGCAAAAGCUAAACUAAAAACAUGGAACGUCUCAGUCAAUGAAGACUUCGCACCAGCCACACGUUAUGCGCGCAAGAAGUUGUUUGACUUCGCAAAAUCUCAGAGUCCCAAUAGUAUAUUUAAGAUAAGGUACAACAGGCUUCACCUAAACAAGAAGUGUUACGCCUACUGCAGUACGAGUGACGAAGUUUAUGAAAUUUCUAGUGCUACCAGUGCUACUGAUAGAGGUGCCGAGUCACUCCAACCGCAACACGUGCAAUCAGCAACGUCAUAACAAUCGUGCACUCUUCCAGUCAAAGAUUCGACGGUGGAAAAUGUUUCUGUUUUCUUUACAAAUAUCCGAAGCGUAAUAAAGAAACGCGAUGAAUUGUGCUCCGCUCUUGAUUCUGCUUCUGCCGACAUCAUUGUGUUGACCGAGACAUGGCUCUCUAGCAAAAUACGUAACGAUGAACUUUUUUUUUGUGAUAAGCAGUACAAAGUUUAUCGGCAUGAUAGGGAUUCGCGGACGGGCGGAGGCGUGCUGGUUGCAGUUGCUGAUUACAUUGAGUCAUCCCAUAUUAACUUAGCAUCUAGCUUAGAAAUUGUGUGUGUACGUUUCCAACUAAGUCACAGAAACAUUGUUGUCUGUGCAUGUUACCGCCCACCUACCUUUGCUAAGAAUUUUGUGGAGUUAUUACAUGACACACUUAGCGGGAUUGUUUCAAGGUUUCCUAACUCGCA
This is a messenger RNA of Ixodes scapularis (black-legged tick), 1955 nucleotides long. RefSeq lists its product as uncharacterized. Lineage: Eukaryota; Metazoa; Arthropoda; Arachnida; Ixodida; Ixodidae. Gene Ontology annotation, biological process: retrotransposition. The record is from RefSeq and is a predicted model, not a curated record. Gene Ontology annotation, molecular function: single-stranded RNA binding. Gene Ontology annotation, cellular component: ribonucleoprotein complex. The transcript has a single exon. The coding region runs from base 1 to 1509 and encodes 502 amino acids.